UGGGUGCUGGCCUUUGAGAUCUUCAUCCCGCUGGUCCUCUUCUUCAUCCUGCUGGGUCUGCGGCAGAAGAAGCCAGCGAUUCCCGUCAAGGAAGUGUCCUUCUACAGCGCUGCCCCGCUCACCUCGGCUGGCAUCAUUCCCAUCAUGCAGUCGCUGUGCCCAGAUGGACAGAGGGAUGAAUUUGGCUUCCUGCAGUACAAGAACUCCACUGUGACCCAGCUGCUGGAGAGGAUCAGCGAAGUCGUCGAACAGAACCGACUCUUCACUUCUGACCGACCCGGUCUGGGUCAGGAGUUGGAGAUGUUGCAGAAACACCUGGAGACUCUCAGCUCCACGCCUUUGCCGACAGACUACCACUUCAACAGCAGCCAAGGUCUUAACACGCAGCCACACUUUGAUGUGAUAUUCGUUUAUCUUCCAGGUUUCUGUUAUCGCUCAGUUAACUCAGUUGACUGUACAAAGAAGGAACCUUGCAAAUGAGUUAUUUGCAAGUCAUUCAGUCAAAUAUACGCAUGGAGCGUCAAC
Molecule: messenger RNA, 525 nt
Organism: Solea senegalensis (Senegalese sole)
Lineage: Eukaryota; Metazoa; Chordata; Actinopteri; Pleuronectiformes; Soleidae
Product: ATP-binding cassette sub-family A member 2-like
Exons: 4
Source: RefSeq, a predicted model, not a curated record